Messenger RNA from Leucoraja erinaceus (little skate), 891 nucleotides. RefSeq names its product kinesin-like protein KIF20A. Gene Ontology annotation, molecular function: ATP binding; microtubule motor activity; microtubule binding. The transcript is spliced from 6 exons. Gene Ontology annotation, biological process: microtubule-based movement. NCBI's taxonomy places the organism in Eukaryota, Metazoa, Chordata, Chondrichthyes, Rajiformes, Rajidae. The record is from RefSeq and is a predicted model, not a curated record. The coding region runs from base 2 to 418 and encodes 138 amino acids.
AAUGGAGCCAAUACUCGACUCCAAGUACACGUUCAUGGAUUCUCAUGGAAUUGUGAAUGAUGAACAAGAGAUUCCUACAUCAGUGAAUUUUGAUGACAUUAGGAAGGAUUUGAUAGAUGAACUGUCCAGGGAACAAUCUUCAAAUGCCUCGCAUGUGGUUCCUGAUCAAAAUUCUGCAGCUGCAAAGGACCAUAUGUGUGUUUAUCUUCGUAUUCGACCUUUCACGGAAUCUGAAAUUGCACAAAAUGAAUCUCAGGACUGUGUAUUAAUAGAAAACCCGACCAGUGUGAUUUUCAAAGCACCACAAUAUUCCUUGAGUUCCCGAUGCAGUGAUCGAGGAUUUGGCCAGAUGGCCCAACACUUUACAUUUUCUCAUGCAAGAAAGAUAGUUAUGUAUGUUAUGACUUUCUCUUUGUGAUCUUGCGGGAUCAGAACGAAAUGCAAAAACAAAGAAUAAUGGCGACAGAUUAAAAGAAGCGGGAAACAUUAACACUUCUUUGCUAAUUCUUGGAAAAUGCAUCAAUGCAUUGAGGCAUAACCAGAUUUCAAAGACGCAUGGCCAUGUUCCAUUUAGGGAAAGUAAGCUUACUCGCUACUUCCAGGGGUUUUUCUCUGGCAAAGGAAAAGUACGCAUAAUUGUUAAUAUCAGCCAAUGUGCUUCUAUGUAUGAAGAGACACUGAAUGUACUGAAAUUCUCUGCAGUGGCACAAAAGAUACUCCUUGAUUGUUCAAAACAUCUUCCUGCCCGUUUGUUUCCAAAAAGAUCAGCCAGAGCUCUUUCACUGAUCAUUAAUAAUGCUGCAAUUGGGUCCUCUUUGGUGAAAAGAGGAACUAUCUCUUGGGAUGCUCUUCCUGAGGAUGUCAUUGAGAUGGACGAAUGUGAUUCAGAGA